This is a messenger RNA of Fundulus heteroclitus (mummichog), 3793 nucleotides long. RefSeq names its product protein phosphatase 1 regulatory subunit 15B (gene ppp1r15b). Gene Ontology annotation, molecular function: protein phosphatase regulator activity. NCBI's taxonomy places the organism in Eukaryota, Metazoa, Chordata, Actinopteri, Cyprinodontiformes, Fundulidae. Gene Ontology annotation, biological process: response to endoplasmic reticulum stress. Bases 562 to 2328 code for a protein of 588 amino acids. The transcript is spliced from 2 exons. Gene Ontology annotation, cellular component: protein phosphatase type 1 complex; endoplasmic reticulum. The record is from RefSeq and is a predicted model, not a curated record.
AGCGGCGCGCCGCCUCUGCCGCGCGGCAGCGUUCCGUGACGCGGCGCCGCGCGGCGCCUGCCGCUUACCGGAAAAGGAAGGACGCCCCGACGACUUUCUGAUGAAAUCUCGCCGGAGCGGCAGCCGGACAGCAGCAGCACCCCGACGGCUCUGACCACCGAGGACGGACACCGACUAGUGUUACCGAGCGGAGGCCAGCACCAGACAGCGGGCAGGCAGCGCAUCGGAGCCGGUUCUGAGGUCCGUUUGAAGCCGCGGGAACCAACCGUCAGUUAGCUGCUAAUGCUAGCUAGCUAGCAGCUGCCGCUCCUGUCAGAACCGGGACAGAAUGGGUCCAUUCCGCCUCUCAGACCGGGACCAGGCCUCGCUUCACGGAUCCAACAUGUCCUGCCUGGCUCUGUGCCUCAGUUCUCGCUCCACGCGGAGAAAGUCCCAGAACCGUUCUGAGCCCGACGCCGGUUUCCCGGAGCAUAUCUGCUGGUCCCCGCGCAGCGUCGGCGGUCUGUGAGCCGGACAGCUGUCAGAACCGCUCCUCGGUGAACUGGACUCUAACCCGACAACAUGUUCCGGAGCUUCAGCAGUGACGCCAGAUUCUCUGACGGCCGGAGCUCUGCUCCGUCCUCCCCGCUCGGAGUGGCCUCGGUCGGGCUGGACAGCCAGGAAAGCUCGUGGCUCGGCCUGCUGUCCAGGCCCGCGGUGUCGCUGCUGCGGAAGGUGCGCCUGUGGAGCGCGGCGCCCGCGGAGGCCGGCCUCGGCUUCCUCGGCGAGGAGAGGGAGCUUUUACGGCAGCUACACGAACUCAUGCCGCCGGCAGCGUCGCUGCUCCCCUCCCCGCGGGGUCAGCAGGACGGACCGGGCGUCCUGGAGCCGGGGCCCCGCGGCGCAGUGCCCUGGCUGCCCGCGGUGUCCUCCGGGGAGACGGAGCUCCAGCCGCCGCAGACGGGCUACGUCUCCUCCUCCUUCCGGGCUCUGAUUAACCAGGUUCUGCUGGGUUCUCAGGAAGUACCGGCCGCUGAGGCCAAGGCCUGGGUGUCAGCGGGCCCCGCGGUGAGGAGCGGCCCCGGGGGCCAGGCUGGGCCCUGGUGGGGCGGCUUCAUCCUGGGGGAAGAUGGCGCAGAGAGGCUUUGUGUGGGCCCCCCAGGGAGGACAAAGCCCCCCGCUGUGUUUGGGUCGGUGCUGCGGGAAAACGCUGGACCCCCCCAGCGGGCCCGCGGUGGACAGCCUCACUGCGUCCAGAACACGGAGGGGCUCCUGGGGGUCCAGCGGGGCCCCGGAGAGGCGGCGCGGCCCCCACCGGAGCAGGAUAACGGGUACUCCAGCCUGGAGGAGGAGCUCUCCCAGCGGGCCCUGCUGUCCCAGCUGGGGGGCCCCGAGGAGCAGCAGGAGCCCCAGGGCCCUCAGAUGGACGGACCAGGAGAAGGACCCGAACCGGAGGAGGUUCUCCCUGCUCCCUGGUGCCGGAACCAAGACAUCGCCUUCAUCAUGGGCUGCCCCUGCAGCGAGGAUGAGGAGGAGGAUGAUGAAGAUGAUGACAGCAGCAGCCAGUCAGACUCCCAGUCUGAAGAUGAAGAUGAGGAUGAUGAUGAAGAUGAUGAUGAUGACGGCUUCAACAGUGAAAGCUCCUCUGAUGAGGAUGAGGAUGAUGAAGAUGAGGAUGAGGAGGCUGAGCGUCUCUGGACCUCCCUGUGCCAAAGUCUGGACCCCUACAACCUCCGUAACUUCAGGGCCCCCCUGCACACCGGCAGGACGGCCCCCGCCUCCCCGCCCGGUGGGGCCCCCAUCCCCCCUGGUGGGGCCUCAGCCCCCCCGCCCUGUGGGGCCCCCCCGCCGGCCUCCCCCCCCUCAGACUCCUGGGACGACUCGGCCAGCGAGGCGGAGGAAGCGGAGAGCCUCCGCCUGCUGAGCUCCCUCAGCUGCUCCUCGGACCCCUACAGCCCCUUCAACUUCACGGCUCCACUCAGGACUUCGGGGCCCGCUGGGCCUCCUGGCGCCAGGACCAGAACCGAGCCGGCGCCCCAGAACCUGCGGCUUAAGCCAGCAGCUCCGCCUGAGUACCGCAGGGAGGAGGCGGAGGAGCGGCUGGACAGCGGCUUCUCCGAGGCUCGCCGCAGCAAGAAGGUGCGUUUCUGUGACGACGUGGAGGAGUUCUUCGCCAGCGGCGGCGAGGAAGAGGAGGAGGACCGGCGCGGCCCGUGGGAGGAGCUGGCCCGGGACCGGUGCCGGUUCCUGCGGCGCUGUCAGGAGGUGGAGCAGAGCAUCGGGUUCUGUCUGCAGCCGCAGCACCGCCAACAGGUGUUCCAGAGACUCGCCGCCCUCUCUCACACCUGACCCCAGCCACAGGCGCACCCGCCGCCGGUUCUGACCCGGUUCUGGUCCGUGACGGCGCUGGGCUCGGACCUUGGGCUGUGAGGAGAAAUGCUGCUUUCACCAAAAUCACUACGCAGCCAAUCAGAGGCUGUUUCACCGCCUGACGGUGGUUCUGAUUCUGCUGGUUCUGCUCGGCCCGGCGGGUCAAACUCAGAUGUUGAAGGACUUUCAGUAUUUUAUGUUAUUAAUAUCUAGAUUAUUGCUAAUUAAAGUUUAUUUUAAGGAUUUAAAGGGACAGAGUAAAAGCUGCAGCGGGUGUUAACGGGUCAGAACCGGCGGUCGGCCCGGUCCCGUUCAGUCCCAUUAAAGCCAAAGAUGAUGGGAGUGUUGCUCCGUGUGAGCAGAACUAUUAACCGGUAUUGUUCUGAUCACAAUCACUGUGGUGUUAAACGGAUCAGCGCCUGAGCUGAGCUCUGCAGAACCUCACAUUGUUCUGCAGGUCGGUGCCGUCAGUUGGCCCGCCUGGAGUAUUUUGGACCUUUAAACGGGUUUCAGGGUUUUAUCCUCCAGAAUAAAUCAGUGGAAGAAAUGAUUGUAGGAACUUAUUUCCAUUUGGACCCGAUUAUAGGAGGUUCUGUGCAGACGGGACAGACGAACGGGUCUGCAUUGAUUUAAACCCACAGCUCAGAGUUCCCACACUGGGGGAGGCCCUGAAGGCAGCAUCACUUCAGACUGAACGGUGAUCCGGCACCAAGCGCUUGGUUCUGUAGCAGAACCUGGACUCUUCAGAACCGGUCUGCUGGUUUUAGUUUCCAUUACAACUGGAAGUGAAGUCCAGUGUCACCUUCAUCCAUCUACCUCAUCAUCCUCACUUUCAGGGAAUGGCUACUAAUGAGGUGGCGCCGUCCAAUCAUCUCGCUGCUGCCUUCAUGGUCUGAGACAGUGUGGGAAUUCUGAGACGUGUCUGAUCCUCAUUAAACACUUUUAAACCAACAAUCUGAAUUUUAAUUCUCCAGAUUUGUGUCACGAUGUUCUGAACCAUGAAUCCAGUUUAAUGAGUUUAAGUUCUGACCCUGAGCUAGAACUCACGCCUGCUCUGAUGGACCCUGAUGGUUCUGACGGCUCUAAUGGACCCUGAUGGCUCUGAUGGACCCUGAUGGUUCUGAUGGUUCUGAUGGCCCGCCUCCGCAGAUAAACUCAGGAUGUUUGAUGCUCGAUCAUCUUUAUUAGAGAGUGAGGCGAGAUCUGGACAGGUAGAUUCACCUGCAGAGGUCUGUGGUGCCUUCAGGGCCCGUCAGGUAAACGUUCGGUUCCACAGGCCUGAGAACAGCAGUGGGUUCUGCCGGAUCGAGUUCAGGGCUGAAGAUAUUCGUCAGAGUGAACAUUUGAUCAGAAUCCUAUUUUAACCAGAAUUUUAUUUUUCUAACGCUCACUCAGCUUCUGCCUCCCAGACUAACGAUGAUCUAAUAAAUCAGUGUUGAUCAAA